AUGCCUUCGGACUGUUCCACCACGUGCUGCUCGUCUGAGUCCUGUGCCAGGGUUUCUGAUGGUGCAACUGCUUUAACCUGUCCCGUGGAAACCACUUGUCUCCCCAGCAGUGCCUGUGCUACAUCCAGAUGCCAGACCCCUCGCUUCCUAUCCAGGUCUCACUUGCCGACAGCUUGCCUCGCUCCAUGCUACCUCUCUGGGAGCUGUAAUAUUCCGUGCUCGGUGGGGCACUGCGCUUGGUGUGAGGAUGGGGUGUUCAACAGCAGUGAGAAGGAGACGAUGCAGUUCCUGAAUGACAGACUCGCCAGCUACCUGGAGAAGGUGCGUGGCCUGGAGGAGAUGAAUGCAGCACUGGAAUGCCAGAUCCGGGCACAGUAUGAAGGGGACAUCCCACUGGUGUGCCCCGAUUACCAGUGUUACUUCGACACCAUUGAAGAGCUCCAGCAAAAGAUCUUGUGCACGAAGGCAGAGAAUUCUAGACUCGCUAUACAGCUUGACAACUGCAAACUGGCUGCCGAUGACUUUAGAGCAAAGUACGAGUCUGAACUGUCCCUUCACCAGCUGGUAGAGACUGACAUCAGUGGCCUGCGCAGGAUCCUGGACGAGCUGACGCUGUGCAAGUCGGACCUGGAGGCCCAUGUGGAGUUUCUGAAGGAGGAGCUGCUCUGCCUUAAGAAAAACCAUGAGGAGGAGGUCAACGUGCUUCGUGGACAGCUUGGUGACCGACUCAGUGUGGAGCUAGACAGUGGCCCCACCAUCGACCUCCACAGGGUCCUGGAUGAGAUGCGCUGUCAGUACGAAACGGUGCUCGCUAACAACCGCAGAGAAGCGGAAGAGUGGUUCGCUGUUCAGAUGGAGGAGCUGAAUCAACAGCAGCUUUCCAGCGCAGAGCAGCUGCAGGGCUGCCAGACAGAGAUCUUGGAACUGAAACGCACAGCCAACACUCUGGAAAUUGAGCUCCAAGCACAGCAAAGCCUGACAGAAUCUCUGGAGUGCACCCUGGCAGAAACCGAGGCCCAGUACAGCUCCCAGCUGGCCCAGAUGCAGUGCCUGAUCGACAACGUGGAAACCCAGCUGGCCGAGAUCCGCUGUGACCUGGAGCGGCAGAACCAGGAGUACCAGGUGCUGCUGGACACAAAGGCCCAGCUGGAGGGCGAGAUCGCCACGUACCGGGGCCUGCUGGAGACCGAGGACAGCAGGCUUCCCUGUAACCCAUGUUCUACAACGAGCGUGUCAAGCAGCGCUUGCGAGCCGUGCUCAGCGUAUGUAGUUUGUACAGUUGAAGACUGCUGUGCAUGA
Messenger RNA from Rhinolophus ferrumequinum (greater horseshoe bat), 1299 nucleotides. It is a transcript of the gene KRT40, whose product is annotated as keratin 40. The transcript has 7 exons. Gene Ontology annotation, molecular function: structural molecule activity. The record is from RefSeq and is a predicted model, not a curated record. Bases 1 to 1299 code for a protein of 432 amino acids. Lineage: Eukaryota; Metazoa; Chordata; Mammalia; Chiroptera; Rhinolophidae.